UCCUCCUACCUCCAAGUUAUUUAUGGGUGACUCGGACGCGACUCUGAGAAGAAGGGCGACUUUCGCAGCGGGGUUAGGUGGAAGUAUGCAGCCGAUGAAUGGGAAGUCUGCAGCGGCGUCUCAGAGCUCAGUGACCGCUGACUUUGGAAGAGAUAAUGGCCUGGGAAAACGAGACCGUAUGGUGGAAACAGCCCGGUCAAAAUCAAAGAGUGAGAAACAUAAACGCAGGAACGACAUAAGUGAGAGAAUGAGCUGUCAUAAAACACAGGAGUCCCUGCUGAGUUCAUCCAGUGGUUUCAGUAACUACAGAGGAAUCCUAAACUGGUGUGUGGUUAUGCUGGUUUUGAGUAAUGCUCGCCUCUUCUUAGAAAACCUGCUAAGGUACGGCAUUCUGGUGGACCCUAUUCAGGUGAUUUCCUUGUUUCUGAAGGAUCCCUACAGCUGGCCAGCAGCAUGCCUUGUUAUUGCCUCCAACCUGUUCAUUCUGGUGGCUCUCUACACAGAAAGGCAGCUAUCAAAGGGUUCCUUCACUGAACGUGUGGGAUUUCAGGUCCAUUGCAUUAACAUGGUAAACAUGCUAACAUUCCCUGCUGCAGUCGUCCUAUUGGUCCCCUCCGUGACCCCAGACUCACAGCAUCCUCUUCCUAAAGCUUUACUCCUAUAAAGACGUCAACAAGUGGUGCAGAGCAGCUGAGCAGUGUCAAGGCAAAGAACUGGCCAGGUCGCUGUCUUGUCCCUCAGCGCAGCACUUAAAUGGAGGCGACCGUAAGGUGUGUUACCCUGGUAACCUCACCAUCAGAGACAUCUACUACUUUGUCUUUGCUCCAACUCUGUGCUACGAGCUCAACUUCCCUCGCUCUCCUAAUAUCCGCAUGAGUUUCCUGCUCAGGAGACUGUUUGAAAUGCUGUUCUUCAUGCAGAUGUUAGUUGGUCUCACUCAACAGUGGAUGAUUCCCAUCAUUGAAAGUUCCAUGAAGCCACUAGAGGACAUGGAUCUGACCAGGAUGACUGAGAGACUUCUAAGAUUAGCUGUUCCUAACCACUUGUUGUGGCUGAUGUUUUUCUACGGGUUCUUCCACUCGUCUAUGAACUUCUCCGCUGAGCUGCUGCGCUUUGGAGACAGACAGUUCUAUAAUGACUGGUGGAACUCGGAAACGGUGACAUAUUUCUGGCAGAACUGGAACAUCCCUGUUCACAAGUGGUGUCUACGCCACUUUUACAAGCCCCUGCUCAGGAGAGGAUUUAGUAAAAUGGUCAGCCAAUCAGCUGUCUUCUUCUUGUCAGCUUUCUUCCAUGAGUAUUUGGUGAGCAUUCCUCUCAGGAUGUUCAGACUUUGGGCCUUCAUGGGCAUGAUGGCACAGAUUCCAUUAGCCUGGUUUGUUGGUCGCUACCUGCGUGGUAACUACGGCAACGCUGCAGUGUGGAUGUCAAUUAUCAUUGGUCAGCCUUUCGCCGUCCUGAUGUACGUCCAUGACUUUUACGUCCUUCACUACAGACAGGAGGCUGACUGAUGUGCACACACACACACACACACACACACACACACACACACACACACACACACACACACACACACACACACACACACACACACACACACAGCAAAGGUGCUUGUCGGGAAAUGAUCACAUCCUGAUCAUAGUGUGUUUAUAAGACACCUUGACCUUUGUAUCUUCCUGCAAUUGGUGUUUUUUCUUCCUGAAAAAAAUGUUCAAGCUGACAGGAUCUAAGAAAAGCUUACAGUUGGAUUGUAUAUGUAUUUAAAGUGGAAAAUGUUAAAUUAAUGAUUGAAAACAGCACUGUUACGUAAUGAGGUAGCGUAGGUAAAGAUUCACGUCUCCAUGCAGUGACUGGUGCAGCUUUUUGCUCAGGUUAUUGGUUUUCCAGUGUCUUUAAAACCUCUGAUGGCCAAUUUGGGCCAUUUUCGGUUGUAUAUGUGGUACUGCAGAGAACCUUUCCUUUGUUUUACCAGAGAGGGUUUGCUCCUCCUCAGCAGUGUGCUUGGACAGGGUAAUGUGGCUCAAUUGUCAAGUUGACAACACACUUCAGGUGCCUUUGUAAAGACUGUGAAAGAGAUUAAUGUCCCACUACUUCCUUUUUGUGAGCAAAGGGGCCUUUAUGUCGGGUUUUACUGUGAGGUGGAAAAAUCUGUGUUUCAUGGUAUGAUUUUAAUAAUGUACAAUUUUCAUGUUCUUUAUGGUUUACUUUGUUGGUUGUGAAAAGGCCAGCCAACUGCAUGUCUGUUUGUCCUUUUGUAUGCCUAAAGUGCCAUUUCUAUAAUACAGCACACACAUCACAUCAACAUUUUACAUAUAUUGAUUUAUUUUCGUUUUUUUUUUAAAACGUUUGAAUGUGAUAUCAGUGAAUAAAUUAGUGUGUUUUUUUUUUUCAUGGUACUGGCUUAUGGACUUUUGCCAAGUAAUGAUGUCUAAUUAUGCAGCUAAAUAUAAUGUGUGUCUGAAAAUAAACAUACAAAGAUUUCCA
Trematomus bernacchii (emerald rockcod) is the source of this 2484-nucleotide messenger RNA. Its product is annotated as diacylglycerol O-acyltransferase 1-like. The record is from RefSeq and is a predicted model, not a curated record. Gene Ontology annotation, cellular component: endoplasmic reticulum membrane. Gene Ontology annotation, biological process: triglyceride biosynthetic process. Lineage: Eukaryota; Metazoa; Chordata; Actinopteri; Perciformes; Nototheniidae. Gene Ontology annotation, molecular function: diacylglycerol O-acyltransferase activity.